AUGAAAAAUAACUAUAUAAUUUGUUUUAAACUUAUUAAGGUAAAAAACUUUUUUGUAAAACAAAAUAAUUUUAAAACAUAUAGUGAUUUUAUCGAAAGAAAAAAAAAGAUAAAUUAUAUUUCCUAUUCACCUCCUAUAGAGAAAGAAAAUGAUAAAUAUAAUUUUGAAAUAUUAAUGAAAGCAAUAAAAAACAGAGCGAAUGAAUAUAAUUUAAUAAAAAUAAAAGAAGUGCAAGAUAAAAUUUUAAUUCAUUUAAAACAUUUUAAUAUAAAUGAAGUGAUAUCAACAUUAAUAUUUUCCUUCAAAUAUAACUUACUAAAUUCAAAAAUACUAUUUGAGAUAAUUGAAUGCAUAUUUCAAAAUUCUUGUUUUUUAAAUACGAAGCAUUUGUAUGUUUUAAUGUUAAUAAGGAAACAGUUGAAUUUUGAAAAUAUGGAUUAUUUCUAUAAUGAAAAAAAUGAAAGAAUUAAUAAAACGAAUGAUUUUAUAAAACAUAUUAAUGAAAAUUUCUUUUGGAAAAAAAAAUAUUUCAGAGAAGUUGAGGAAAAUAUAUUUUCUUCUAUUGAAAAGGAAGUUUAUUCAAAAGAAAAAUGUGUUCAUGAAAUUGAUAAUAAUACAAAAAAUAAAUGUUGCGAUUAUGAUAAUGUAGAAAUAAAUGAAAAAAGCAUAGUAGAAAAGGAAAUAUACGAGAAUGAACUCUAUGAAUAUGAAUUAAACGAAAAUAAUGAAAUAUUUCCAUCAAAAAAACUUGUAUUAAACGAAAAAGAUAUCUCUUUUGAAAUGGAAAAGGCAUACUUGAAAAUUAAAAAUAUAUUAUAUCAUAAUUACAAUAAUAUUUACGUAAAUAUAAAAAACAACAUGUACAUUUGUUUGUUGUUAUUAAAUUAUUUAUAUGACGAAAAUAUUAUUAAAAAAGAUGAAUUUUUAAAAAUUGUAUAUAAUAUAAAUGUAGAAUUUAAUUUAGACACAUUUCAAAAAAAUAAAAGUGAUAAAAAUAGCUCUUAUUCUCAUACCAUUAUUAAUUUAUAUAUUCAAGAACAAAAUAAAAAUGAAUCUAUUUAUGACAUAUAUAUGCUUACACAUUUAAAUUUGUUAAAAAAUAUUUUUAAAAAAAGCAACUAUAUUAGUGAUGAAAAUGUCUUUGAAAAAAUAGAAAAUGAUUUUUCAAUAGAUGAAGGAGCUUAUAUACAUAAAAAGUUAUACCUUGAUACAUUUAGGAUGUUUUUUAAUAAUUGUUUAUAUAUAAAAGAUAAUAUUAAUUAUUUAAAAUUAUUUUAUUUGAAUGUGAUAACUCACGAAAUAUUUAAAUUAUUUAAUGAUUAUAAAGUACAUCAAAAUAUAAAAAUAAACUAUAUGAUUCUUAAAAAUAUAAAAUGUGUAAAUAUCUUAAAAGAAGAGAAUGAUUUAAACAAUAUUUAUUAUUUUUUAAGUAUAUUAUAUUAUUUUAAAAAAAAUAGUUUAUUAAAUUACAAGAUGAAUUUAUUUGAUGAUAAUUUAUCUGAUAUAAAAAAAAUUCACAAUAAAUAUAUGCUUUUUUUAAACUUGUUAAAUAAUUAUAAUUUAUAUGAACUUCUUAUAGAUAAUAAUAUUGUCGAAGAUGAAAUUAAUAAUAAGUACUUAAAUAAAGAGAAAAGAGAAAAUAAAAAAUUUGAUGAUAAAAUUCAAAAUAAAAAUGUUGAUGAGCUAAAAAAUAAUUUUUUUUGUUACUUUAUGGUAGAAUUUACUUUUAAUAUUACACAUCUCUUAAAUAAAACAGAUAUAUAUAUGAAAUUGCAUAUUUUAAAGUGUAUAAGGCUUCUGAAUUUUAAAAACGAAUAUUUAAUAGAUAUAAUUAAUGAACAUUUAUUUAAUUUUUUCAUAAAUAAAUCAUUUUAUAUGAACAAUAACUAUUUUUUAAAUUUUUUGGAAUAUUUGCUGAUAUCAAUCAUUUAUUCUCCAUCUAUUUUUUUUUAUUUAUUAAAAUACAUAGAUAAAAAUAAAUUUAAAAAUUUACUAGACUCAGUUAAACAAAAAAAAAAAUUUAUAAAUAAACUAAAAAAAAUAUAUGAUAACAUUAACAUAAUAAUCAAUGAAAAUGAGAAAUGGACAGAAAAUGUUGUAAAAAAUAACCUUUUUAUCAAAUAUAAUACAAAAGAAGUUAAAAGUUUUCAAAAUAUGUUAUAUGAUUUUUUAUUUUUGUAA
Plasmodium gallinaceum is the source of this 2181-nucleotide messenger RNA. Its product is annotated as conserved Plasmodium protein, unknown function. The coding region runs from base 1 to 2181 and encodes 726 amino acids. The transcript has a single exon. Lineage: Eukaryota; Apicomplexa; Aconoidasida; Haemosporida; Plasmodiidae. The record is from RefSeq and is a predicted model, not a curated record.